Exophiala bonariae is the source of this 2742-nucleotide messenger RNA. RefSeq lists its product as uncharacterized. The transcript is spliced from 2 exons. The coding region runs from base 1 to 2742 and encodes 913 amino acids. NCBI's taxonomy places the organism in Eukaryota, Fungi, Ascomycota, Eurotiomycetes, Chaetothyriales, Herpotrichiellaceae. Gene Ontology annotation, cellular component: cytosolic [4Fe-4S] assembly targeting complex. The record is from RefSeq and is a predicted model, not a curated record. Gene Ontology annotation, biological process: iron-sulfur cluster assembly.
AUGGUCUCGAUUCGAGCAAUGGGCGACGAAUCUUUGGUUGGGGUGGUAAAUCUGGUCUCCGGCGAAAAAGAUCCACGAAAUCUUAUGCUCAUUUUCUCCAUGCUACGAGUUCUGAUGGUCGAAUGGGAUAUCACGGCGCAUAUUGAACUCAUGUUCGACUCGGUUUACGCAUACUUCCCAAUCACAUUCCGACCUCCUCCAAACGAUCCCUACGGUAUUACAGCACAGGACCUGAAAGAUCGUCUCCGUGACUGUCUCGCAUGCACUGGACUUUUCGCACCCCACACGUUCCCUAAUAUGCUUGAUCGCCUUGACUCGACGUCCAAUCCAGUCAAAAGGGAUGUUCUCACGACUCUUACAGCCUGUGCGGCAAACUACGAUCCCAAGAUCCUGAGUCAGUAUUCAAUUACAUUGUGGGAUGCUGUCAAAUUUGAAGUGCUUCAAGCACAGGAGCCCGAACUAGCCGAGGAGGCAUUGAAUGUGCUGCAAGCCAUAUCCGGUUGCUUAUCAAAAUUACCUAUUACUGAAACAGCUACUUCUCCACUUCUCCAAUACCUGAGGCCGAUCAAUAAGGAAUGCUUAGAGCACCUCCAGGAGCCCGCAUCUCGACAGGCAAAAGCUUCCGGUGAUAUUUUGAAAGCGGUGUCUUCGGCUUCCCUGGCAGCCUUUGAACUUGUAAUAAAGACUGUCGGCCCGGCGCUCCUUACUUUGUAUCAAUCAGCAGAUGGACUGCUCCACCAGAGAGCUGUUCUAGAGUUCGCAAACAAACUAUUUGAGGCCGCCAUCGAAGUAUAUGGAUCUUGGUCGACGGUAAGUGAGAAAAAUCCUCAAGGCCGGGAGAACAUUCUGUGUGAAUUCAAGGACAAGCUUGUCGCUAUCUACAGCCAGGCACUGAUGGGCACGGUCAAAGAAGAGGUCUCUUAUCGCCUUAUUGCAGCUACUGGAUUGCUCUUGAUAUCCAAGAUGAAUUCGUUACUCCCAGACAACGAAAUCGGACUUUUUGUUCAAUACUUUGAUGAUAUUGUUCUCAAAGAAGAAUCCUACGGUCGAGAUGAGCUCAAAGCAAAAUCAAUGACCGCUUUAGCCGAAAUUUCCAAAUUCAAACCAGCAUUGAUUUCUGAUAUCACUUUCCCUGCAUUCAUGGCAUGCUUGCCAGAUGAUGAGACUGCAGCAGUAUCGACCGAUUACAAAUCUGUCCUAGGUGGUUUGGCCGAGAUAAGUGUCGAGAAAACUCUGCUUGAGAUAUUGAUGAGGCGUCUCUUGAACAAGCUUGAUUUCCUUUUCAAUUCGGAGCAACAACUGUCGUACCCGUAUACGAUGGCUAUACUUGGAGCAAUUCUAUAUGUGCUCAACAAAUCAGCUGCCGAUCAGCAAACUUCCUUGGAUACUUAUUAUGAGCGAGUUGUGGUCGGGCUAUCUCGGAAGACAGCCGAAUCUCAGAAAGGUCCUCUUGAGGAUGAACAUGUUGUUGAUUUGCUUGGUCGGAUAAUGAAUCUGAUCGUGCGCCGGUCCUCAAAGGAAGCAAUUCAACGAGCCGGCGAGAACAUUUACACCCUGUUUCAGCUCCAUCAAAAUACCCCAAGUCCAGAAUUGCUAGCAGCACAUCUGGAAGCCUCAACCACCACCAUUCUAUCCACUUGGCUCUUAGCAGCUAUACCACGACGGACACCAUCGCCGCUUUUGACGAAGUCUCAAAUACCACAGACUAUUGAUGGAAUACUGUCAAUCACUCCCAGAUGCUCAAAUAAAGCAAUAUCACAGAGCUUACUUUCCCAAGUUUCCCUAUACGUCAAUAAGCACUUGGAGAUGACUGAGCUUGGUUUUGUUGAUACUCUCCUUUUCAACACCUUGGCAUCUUUGAAGGAUGAACCUAUGGAUGACACCCAAUCCCAUGACUUGGAUAUCCGACUUAUAUUUGGUUUAAUCAAACCUUUGGUACUUCGCCUGGCUCCCAAAACGAAUCAAUAUCUUGUCAACCUUGUUGAUUUACUCGAUCAGAAACAGUAUCCGAGACAAGUGUCGCAAAAGUCUGCCGUUGGCUUCUCCACGAUCCUCGCCCCGGAUGAUAUCCUGUCGAAAACCAAUGACGCGCAGAUUCGCCUCCUAGCACCGCAGCGAGUGUUCCAAACACUGACGCCUCUCAUUUCAGAGAAAUUCCGGGCAUCGCAGUCUUCAGUCGAGAAAGAGAACUACCUGGUUGCGCUGAGUGGCAUCUUAGCCACCGUUCCAUCGGAAAUCGUCAUGCCCGAACUGCCAACGCUACUACCCCUCCUUCUCCAGUCUCUUGAUAUUACAGACCAGGUCGUCAAGAUAGCUACACUCGAAACCCUCGCCAUCGUGAUCACCAGCAACCCUUCGGCUCUCGACGAAAGUGGCCACAUCCCGGCUCUAGUCAAGAGGCUCCUCGCCGUCGCAUCCGUGCCUAAAACCAAGAAAUCCCUGACGAAUGCUGCAACCACCACCAAGGCCUCUCAGCCACAGUCCAACCCAUGCCUGCCUGCCAAUUUCCCCAAAACACGCCGUCUAGCAACUCGCUGUCUGACACUGCUUCCGAAAUACAUCACCGAAAGCACGUCGCGUAUAAACCCGUUGCUAGCGUUGAAGCGCACGGUCCUGCAUGGCCUAACCAGUGUCCUCGACGACGCCAAACGUGACGUGAGAAAAGAAGCCGUCGAUGCGCGAGCGGCAUGGCUAAGGGGUGUUGACGAUGUUGACGACGUUGACGAUGAGGAAGACGGUUGA